Molecule: messenger RNA, 3256 nt
Organism: Girardinichthys multiradiatus
Lineage: Eukaryota; Metazoa; Chordata; Actinopteri; Cyprinodontiformes; Goodeidae
Gene: simc1
Product: SUMO interacting motifs containing 1
Exons: 10
Coding region: 413-2938 (841 amino acids)
Source: RefSeq, a predicted model, not a curated record
UUUGCUGCGCCAUACAACAGAGGAAAAACUGACUGGGAAAAUAAGGAAGCGCUGAAACGAUACCUAACCUUUUAUUGCUGUUGUUGUGACAUUCUAGCUUAUUAAGGCGUUUUAAGGUUGUUUAAUUGAAGCAUUUGAAUAUUAGAAAUGGCCGAAACCAUUAUUUGCGUGGCGUGGGAUCCUAACCAGGAAAUGCUAUCUGUUUGAUGCCUCGGCAGAGAAGUUGUCAUGUGGUGUGUGGAAAACAUGAUGGGCAUUUUCCCCAUUCACGAUACCUCGUCUUUGUUUUGGACUGUUCCAGCUACAGCGGUUCUGCAUGACUAGGUGAAGCUUGCGUGAGCGGCGGCCAUCCUGCUCUCGUAGACGUGCUGAGGUUUCUGCUCCGUGUGAGGCGCUGGAUGACAGGGGAGAGAUGGAUGAAGUGAUCUCCCUCAGCUCAGACGACUCCGAUCUAGAAAUCGUCGGGUCUUGCGGUGGCUUCACCAAGUCUGAGCCGCCGCCGCCGCUGUCAGAGGUUCGAGUGGACGUCGAAGCUGUAAACGUCAACAUCCCACGGCAUUACAUUGACCUCACUGAUCCAAGAUGGGCUUGUCCAGAGCUCAAGCUGCGCCCAAGGCUUAAUCUCUUCGACUCACCUAUAAUAGACCUGACCGCGAAAGAGACAAAGGAGACAAAACCGGACACAAAGGACAUCUUUCAAAAUGGUGACAGUCAGUUAGAACAAGGCAUUAGGAUCUUAAACGGCCAAGAUUUUAAACUAGAAAAUUCUUCAGGAGUCUCUCACGUUUUACCUCCACAGCAGGACUGUGGCACCCAAAAGCCAAAGCAAAGACGUUUGAAUUCUCCAACACAACCAGAGAAUCAAAACCCUGCAAUACAAGCUUCUCAGGAUGCACCAGAUGUGAAACUGGAUCAAUUGUCGUUUCUUGAAUCACAUGUCAAGAUUCUGGAAACAUCAAGGUGUUGUGUUCAGCUAACCAAAGAUUCUCCACAUAUGUCACUGUGUUUUAAACAGAACAAUAAUGGUGAAGCACAAACAUGUGCAACUAGUUUAGAAAUAACUCCUUCUACCUUAAAUGUUUCUCACAUGGAAUCUAUGGCCAUCAAAUGUCCUGAGGUGAGGAAAUCUGCAAGGGAAGAACCUGAAACCCCCCAGAAACAUACAAGCAAACUGUUGCAAGAUCAAGCAACACAGGACUUACAAAUUCCUGCUCGGUGUCCUAAUGCAAAGGAGGAACAUGAUGAUUCAACUUUAAGGCAACACACAUCUGUAGAAAAUAACCUAGAUGGCUUUCAUUCAUCAGACAGGGUUCCAUCAACUUUUAAAUCUUUAACUCAAGAUAAAACUGCUAUUUGCUCCAACCUGGAAAAGCUGGAUUUAUAUAACUCGGAAUAUGGACAAAGAUGUCCCUCUGAUCAUCCUUCCUCUCAUUCUCCUCAUAUUGUUGAAGCUGAUUCUGUCUCCCACACAAGUUGCACUCCACUUAAUCAUACAAACCAAGGUGGCCAAUCGCCUAGGUCUGACUACACGCCUGUUGAAAAUACGCCUGAGUGGGAGCUGGAGACGCUGACCUACAGAGAGGAUGCAGGAGAUGACAGUCCGAUGUCCUUGCCUUGGCAAGGAGACAGUGACAGAGAGGACAUGAACGAAGAGAGCAGGUUUUGCACCAAUUUCAGGGCUGUGACUAGAGAGGAUCGGAGACAUGUGUGCUCAAUCACUCUAGAGAAGCUAAUGUCUGGACACCAACAAGUUCUGAUCGAUAGAGACAAUGAAAACCCUGAAGCUUCCCAGGUGCUGUGUCGUCAGAGCCUGAGUCUGGUUUACAGUACAAUCGAGGAGAACUACCCAGAAGGCACUUUGCAGCUGCUGUCUGAUUUACUGCAGCCUGGUUACUAUCCUCCCAAAGAUAUAACCACCCACCUUCUUCGUGGCAUUCUGCUUGACCCACACUGUCCCUAUCACCUCUGCGUGCAAGCUUUUAAUCUGCUUAUGAGGACUCAAAGACACCACCGAGCUAAUAGAUCCACAGCUCCUUGGGACUGGGAGUUGCUUACCUCGGUCAUGUCCAGUCAGCUUGAGCACAGCAAGCAACAAAAUGAUGGCAAAAAGAAGCAUCAGUGGGAGGUUAUGUGCAUGCUUUUGGAGUACUGCGUGCAGACUUUAGAGGAUGACUUCACUGCCAGAUGCGCUUCAUCUUCCCUCAGCCAUUCGAUUGCAAAGGCAACUCUGUCAUGUGAUCGGCAGUUUUCUCGGGUCAGAGAUGUCAUCAAGUGGCUGUUUUGUGUCAUUAUAAAAACAACAGAAAACGAAGACAGCAAAGAAGGAAUCCAAAAGAAAGACAACCAAAUAAGAAUAGUGUCGAUCUUCCAAAGGAUGCUGUCUCUGGCUCUGGAGGCGGACCGUUCUCCUGCUCUGAACUCUGCCAAGCUUUCCCAGGAGCUCUUCCAUAUGGUCCUCAGCCACAUGCCUCUAAGAGCUCACAGGAUGUUGUUGCUGGAGAGCCUACAGAGUAAGCUGCUGAGAUGUAAGCUGUUGGAACAGUUGCUGGAUUAUGCAUGCCCACAGAAAGUCUCUCUUCCCAUGUCGCUUAGCCUGCUGCUGCACUUUCUGAAGAACUGCACUCUGGCAGCAGACCCAAGGGAUGGUUUGGAACACUGGCGAAAGUGGGAAGAGUUGAUCCAUCUCCUCUGGAUGUUGCUGCUCAGCUAUAGCAAAGCAAUGAAAGGCUGUCUGACCAGCUCUACGUCUGAACAAAUAGGCAAAGUGGGGACGUUAAUUUACAAGCCGGAAGACACGGUGUCAAAGUCUGCUGUUCAAGAAGCAAUGGACGCUUUCCUGUCCAGAUCCCAAGCGGACAUCGGCGAAGCCUUACCUCUUCAUGUGGAAGAAUCCCUAACAUAUUUGCAGGAUCACCUGUUAGAUGUCUGUCAGUGUUGAUUUUUUUUUUUUUUUUUUUUUUUUUUUAAAGAAAGAAACUCUUUUAGUUGCGUUCUGUUGUUUUUCCUAAGAUGCACUAAGAAGCAUCUUUGUACUUUUUAUUUGUGUAUUUUGUGGGUGUUCAUUUGCACAGUUGUUUUAAAGUUGAGACUUGCUGUCCCACAGUAAUCCAAAAUGUAUUUAAAUUGUACUUCUAAUUUAAAAUGUCUAUCAGCAAAAGAAAAGUAAUUUGCUGACUUUUUUUUAAUAAACCACAUUAUACCAUUACAUCAGUACCUUCACAAAGACUACAGUGUCUGAAUAAAGUGAUCAAUCAGG